This is a messenger RNA of Octopus bimaculoides (California two-spot octopus), 1186 nucleotides long. RefSeq names its product matrix metalloproteinase-19. Gene Ontology annotation, biological process: proteolysis; extracellular matrix organization; collagen catabolic process. The record is from RefSeq and is a predicted model, not a curated record. NCBI's taxonomy places the organism in Eukaryota, Metazoa, Mollusca, Cephalopoda, Octopoda, Octopodidae. Gene Ontology annotation, cellular component: extracellular matrix. Gene Ontology annotation, molecular function: zinc ion binding; metalloendopeptidase activity.
AUAUAACUAAUAAGGAGAGGAGACCGUUUCAACAGUGAAUCACAUAAAUAUCCGAUGAAAUUUGGCAACAGAACACGCAUACAUUUUGAAGUGCUAUAGUCAUCAAUUUAUAAGCAUACUUAAUGAAAAUGUGUUAAUAGGGAUUGUGAGGAAAAACGAAUAAACCAAGUGUGCAAUCUAUUGUUUUUGUCUUGUACACACCCACUUUAUAUAUUUAUUUACUUAUAUAUAUAUAUGCAUAAAUAUUUACUUUUAUAGAGUUAGAUACAUGCGAACGACAUUGUGUUAAUCUCGCUCGAAGAUGAUACGAAAUACUCGGCUUACUCAGCUUAUCGUGUUUGUGAUUUUGAUAACAAAUUCCUUGGGGGAAAAAACUACAGAGGAAUUCUUUGAACAGUUCGGUUAUCUUCCGGAAAGAACAGGGAAGGAUCGUACUCAAGAGGUACCUCCUGAAAGACUCGAGAAGGCAAUUAGUAAGUUCCAGGAAUUCAAUGGCCUGAAAGUUACCGGAAUUUUAGAUGAUAUGACUAAACAAAAGAUGUUCAAGCCACGAUGUGGUGUGAAAGACUUCUCUGCUGAAGGAGCUGCUUACAGAAAAAUUACAAAAUGGAAGAAAAAUGAUUUGACAUGGAGUGUGAGGGAUUUCAGCAGAACAUCAAGACUGAGUCGUACUGAACAACUAAAUGCGAUCAGAAAGGCCUUUAACCAUUGGUCAAGCGUCACCCCAUUAACUUUCCGAGAAGUCCCGCAUGGAGGCGAUAUCGUUAUCAGGUUUGCUGCAGGAAACCACGGCGAUGGAAAUAGUUUUGAUGGACCUGGUAGCGUUCUUGCGCAUGCGUUCUUUCCAAGUAAUGGUGACACCCAUUUCGAUGACGCAGAAAAAUGGACUCUAAGAACAAACGAUGGCAUCAAUUUGGAAAUCGUCGCUGCUCACGAAUUUGGACACGCUCUCGGUUUGGCACAUUCUCAGGUGCAAUCGGCUCUGAUGGCCCCUUAUUAUAGGGGAUAUAUUCCCAACUUCAAGCUAGACAACGAUGACAUCAGAGGAAUCCAAAGUUUGUACGUAAUUGACCACUUAAUGAUAUUGGGACUGAAAGUCACGACCACUAUGUCUAAAGUAUUGAUCGCUUCGAUUCCGCUUCUUGUAUUUACCUCUGUCUUGAGUAUUGCUCUUACUCUGCGAUAA